Molecule: messenger RNA, 1683 nt
Organism: Vespula pensylvanica (western yellowjacket)
Lineage: Eukaryota; Metazoa; Arthropoda; Insecta; Hymenoptera; Vespidae
Exons: 6
Coding region: 604-1488 (294 amino acids)
Source: RefSeq, a predicted model, not a curated record
GGAAAGUUUAUUCAGAGAAAAAGUAACACGUGGGAAAAGGAAGGAGAGGAAAGGACACAAGGGAAAGAUUUUCAUUGCUUGUACGAACGAUUCGAGAUAAGGAAUAGAAGAAUAAGUGUUAACAAUAAGGGAGGAAUACAAUUCGAAUAGCCGCCGUCAGUCGCGGCGGUCAGGCGCCUUGCGUGUCCGAUUCUCCUCUUACAGUGAGAGGGAGGUGUCAUUCAUACCGUGGAACGAAAGAGAAAGAGGAAACUUUGACAGUUGGCUCGUGGCAUCGUGCAGAAAGAACACGCGGGAGAUACCUAAGUUCAUUUUCUUCGUGUACUGCUUUAAAAGGAUAAGAGAGGAACUCGUGCUUUGUGUGUUUCUCAUUAUAUAUACAUACGUAUACGUAUACGUAUAUAUUUCUCUUUGGAUUUAACAGAGAAAAUAAGUGGUGUUUGUGUCACGAUUGACACGCGAAGAAAAAAAUCGACAGAAAGAAAGAAGAGAGAGAGAGAGAGAGAGAGAGAGAGAAAGAGAAAGAGGUGGGUGAGAAGAAAAGUGCGCCAAGUUUUUUUCAAAGAAUAUAAAAGAAGGACAAGAUUUCUGGCAAAUUUUGGAAUGGCUCCUCGACACCUGUGGCUAGAAGCAACUCUCGUCUUUAUCCUCGUUGCAGGUGCGAGGUGCCUGCGGAACGUCAGCUUGGAAGUGGUUCCGGAGGCAGUGCAACGUGGUCAGGAGGUGAUUCUACGCUGCCAUUAUGAUCUCGAGAGGGCGCCCCUUUACUCUGUCAAGUGGUACCGUGGUAGGUACGAGUUCUACCGAUACUCGCCGACCGAAGAACAGACCAACAAGAUUUUUAAUAUCACUGGGAUACACGUUGAUGCUGGUAAGUCCAACAACAACGAGGUAACGCUGCACAACGUCGACUUCGCCCUCUCGGGUACGUUCAGCUGCGAAGUUACAGCAGACGCGCCGACCUUCUCCACAGCCUCCGCCACGAAGAAUCUUACCGUAGUGUCUUUACCAGAAGGUAAACCCUUUAUCGUGUCUGAUCGGGAACGUUACGAUCUUGGGGAUACUCUACGAGCAAAUUGUAGUUUACCAGCAUCGAGGCCAACCGCUCGUCUGUCAUUUGCUCUCAAUAACAUACCGGUGGCAGCGACCUCGAGGAAUCAGGAGGAACACGAACAGCAGAAACGAGAGCAUCGUAGAGAAGGCACUGGAGUUUCUAGUGAGCAGCAACAGCAGCAGCAUCAGCAACAACAGUGGAUCGCCCUCAGUCUACCACUCCAACCAUUUCACUACUCGAACGGCCAGUUGAAUCUACGUUGCAACGCACAAAUCCCUGGAAUAUAUUCGUCCAUGAACGAGUUACAGUUGGGCGCUGGGUUGCGUGAACCUGUACCGGAAAGAGUAACCUCUGAGAACGGAUGCAAGUCGCACAGUGCUGUCUGCCUGACGAUCCUCCUCCUUCUGUGUAUGGUUCAACUGCUCCUAAGAUAGUCACGGCACGCCUAAGAUCAUGAAAAGGAAGUAGUUCAGGAGCGUCGCACGACGAACGGCACACUAGUCACGAAGCGAAGAGGAAGAGAACUCGAGGAACCGAUUCUUCUUCAAGGAAAUAAAUAAAAGGGAAAGGAAUAACAAGACAAAUAACAUUGUCUAUCGCUAUGAAUAUAUUUAUCUGUUUUUAAUGUA